Molecule: messenger RNA, 1040 nt
Organism: Spirodela intermedia
Lineage: Eukaryota; Viridiplantae; Streptophyta; Magnoliopsida; Alismatales; Araceae
Source: the annotation of a GenBank genome assembly
AUGGCAUCGUCGCCGACGAGAGCGCCGUGCGCCGCCUGCAAGUAUCUCCGCCGGAAGUGCGUCCCCACCUGCGUCUUCGCCCCCUACUUCCCGCAGGACAGGCCCGGCAGGUUCACCUGCGUCCACCGCAUUUUCGGCGCAAGCAACGUUUCCAAGAUCCUCAAUGACCUCGACCCCGUCCACCACCGGCGGGCCGCCGACUCCCUCGUUUACGAGGCGCAGCUUCGCCUUCAUGAUCCCGUCUACGGCUGCGUCUGGCUCAUGGCCCUCCUCCAGGAAAUCCUCCAGGACGUGAAUCAGAGGAUCCAUGGCGCCAAGACCAAGCUCACCGCCUUGACCCAGUACGGUUCAACGCGCAACGCCGCCAUGAAUGUCGCCAACCCCUUCUUCGAUCAGAAUCUUGCCGGACACUUCCGGGCCGCCGCCGCCCCACCGCGGCAGCCGACCGACAUUAUAAGGAACGGCAGGGCAUCCUCUGCGUCGGCCUACGCACCGCAGAUCGUAGAGGCGCAUCAGCGGUGGAACUUUCUCCCCGGAUUGGAUACGCAGCGGGAGAAUCAGGCGCUCCACCCCAUGGGGAACGGCGGCGGCGGCGGCGGGUCCUCCGACGCCGCCGCCGCUUCAUUCUCCAACCACCUGGUGGUGCAACACCCCCCCCUGCAGAUCAUGAACGCACAGAAGCAGCGGGAGCCGCUCGGCGUUACCGCUUCAUCCUCUGACCACCUGCCGGUGCAACAAACGUCCCAGCAUGUCACGGAGGUCCAGCGACAAGUGACCUUUCUCCACCGACUUGAUCCGCGCAAGCGGUGGGAGGUGCUCGCCGGUGGGGCAACAGGCCCCGCCGCGCCAUCUCCCAGCCACCGGGUGCAGCAAACACCGCAGCAGGUUAUCGAGGCGAAGCGCAUCACGGUGACGCAGUGGCAGCGGGAGGCGCUCGCCCCCGUGAUGUACGGCGGGGGGGCCGCCGACGCCGCCGCCGCGCCAUCCUCAAGCCAGCGGAUACAGCAGACCAUGGAGGCGCAGCAGCAGCAGCAGCAUGA